CCCAGCCUGGUGCCGCCACCGCCCGCCUCGGCACAACAUGGCGAUGCACAACAAGGCGGCGCCGCCGCAGAUCCCGGACACCCGGCGGGAGCUGGCGGAGCUCGUGAAGCGGAAGCAGGAGCUGGCGGAAACACUGGCAAACUUGGAGAGACAGAUCUAUGCUUUUGAAGGAAGCUACCUGGAAGACACUCAGAUGUAUGGCAACAUUAUUCGUGGCUGGGAUCGGUAUCUGACCAACCAAAAAAACUCCAAUAGCAAAAACGAUAGAAGGAACCGGAAGUUUAAGGAAGCAGAGCGGCUCUUCAGUAAAUCCUCAGUUACUUCAGCAGCUGCAGUAAGUGCAUUGGCAGGAGUUCAGGACCAGCUCAUUGAAAAGAGGGAGCCAGGAAGUGGGACGGAAAGUGAUACUUCUCCAGACUUCCACAAUCAGGAAAAUGAGCCCAGCCAGGAGGACCCUGAGGAUCUGGAUGGAUCUGUGCAGGGAGUGAAACCUCAGAAGGCUGCUUCUUCUACUUCCUCAGGGAGUCAUCAUAGCAGCCAUAAAAAACGAAAGAAUAAAAACCGGCACAGCCCGUCUGGCAUGUUUGAUUAUGACUUUGAGAUUGAUCUGAAGUUAAACAAAAAACCACGAGCUGAUUAUUAGAAGACUCAUUAGUGCAGAAGCGUCCAGGCUAUAGAGCCCUGCUUCCCUCCUCCGACCUCACAAAGAUAAACACCCCUCACCUGGCUGCGUGGCCAUCCAUCUCUGCUUUCCCAGACCCGGUGCCUGUGACUCUGAGUAGUUUGUUCUGAAAUGUGGUGACAAACAAGUCAUUUCUGUAUGACCGUAUCGGAGCAUUUACUUUGUGUCAUUUUCAGUAACAAUUGCAGGAAGACCCAAGACAUUGUUUUAAUCCCAGCAAGUUGCUAACUGUGCAUUUCUCCCUUCUUGGAACCAAUGUCUCCCCCGGCAAACUGGCCGGCACCAGCUUCAUCUGUGAUGCGCAUCGAGAAAUGUUCUCUAGGUUUGUUUUAUGCUGAACGUAGAACAAGUCACAUUUCAGAGGGAGGCUGUAAAUAUCUGGCGUUUUCUUAUUUUGUUUGUGUUUUAUCAUUUUUCUAUGAUUGUUUUUACCAUCUUAUUUUCUUUUGGGACUUUUUGUAAUGCCAUUGUACAGCUCAUACCUUCCUGCUGACAUAUCUGAUAAUCUGUUUCGUGCAGUUGCCAAUAUUCUUAACUGAAAAUAAUUUGGUUUACCAUAAAUAAAAUGGGGACUUGGCUUUCUGUUUUUUUGCAGAGGGAAGGUAAAGAGUGUUUGUUUAAUAAUUACCUAUCUUAAAUCUUUUUGAGUUGGAAGCAGUUUCAUGUUCAAGGAACAGGAAAAGCUGAAAAACAUAAGUUUAAAUCAGUCCUUUUAAAAUAGGUAUUUUUAUUCUUUUGUAUAAAUAAAAUUUCACAGGCUUUGACUUCUCAUCCUUCACUUUUAAACUUGAGAUUGUUUUUUCACUUACUUAUUCGUAACAUGCCUUACGGAAGUUUCUUUUUCCAUCUUUUCUCUCUUUGAUGGUAUUUGCCUGAUUAAAUAUUGCUCUAAAAAUCACUAAGGCAAAUGGAAAGGCUCUAAAUUGUACCCAAAGCUGAUAACGCCUGGAGUCCUUGAGCAAAGUGAAUGACAGGAUCACCGAGAGGCUGCGAUGCCCAGCAAAUGCCCCUUCCUUUCAGGGUGGAUGGGCUGAGGAACCCGUUGACGGUUGUUACCUGCCUCUGGAGCAGCGGCCAUCCACCUUGGCUGCACAUUGGAAUCACCUGGGAUGCUUACAAAAAUACCAGUGCCUGGGUCCCACUCCCCAAGACUCUGACUCGGGUACAGCCUCAUAUUGGGGAUAUUCUUUCGAAGAUUCCCUGGCAUUCUGAUAAGAAACCAAGUUGAGAACCACUGCAUUAGGAGACUGGAUUGUUCGAUUUAAAUCCUGUGUCAUGAAUCAGUCUAAGGGAUAAGCUGUGGGGCCUCACCUUUCCUUUGACUCUAUUUAGUCAUAGUCCUUUACUAUGUCCGUAUCUUUGUUAGAAAAAAUAUGUUCCAUUUGUGGCAAUAUUGGUAGAGCUGAAAUACGGAUGGCGUCUGUUAUCCAAACACGUCUACCUUGUCAGAUGUGCAAAAGCUUCCUCUUGUUCUCAAAUAAACUUUUUUUUUUUUUUUUU
Molecule: messenger RNA, 2182 nt
Organism: Balaenoptera ricei (Rice's whale)
Lineage: Eukaryota; Metazoa; Chordata; Mammalia; Artiodactyla; Balaenopteridae
Gene: MEAF6
Product: MYST/Esa1 associated factor 6
Exons: 8
Coding region: 38-643 (201 amino acids)
Cellular component (GO): NuA4 histone acetyltransferase complex
Source: RefSeq, a predicted model, not a curated record